Molecule: messenger RNA, 2743 nt
Organism: Chionomys nivalis (European snow vole)
Lineage: Eukaryota; Metazoa; Chordata; Mammalia; Rodentia; Cricetidae
Gene: Dbr1
Product: debranching RNA lariats 1
Exons: 8
Coding region: 127-1752 (541 amino acids)
Biological process (GO): mRNA splicing, via spliceosome
Cellular component (GO): nucleus
Molecular function (GO): RNA lariat debranching enzyme activity
Source: RefSeq, a predicted model, not a curated record
UCGCUGCGACUGUGUUAAAGUUGGCGGGAGCCGUCCGGGUCGGACCUGUCCGGUGUUCUCGGCCAUCGGGUCCGGGCUGCUGGUGGUCGAGGGCGUCGCGGUGGAGUUCCGCGGCCCGUCGGCACGAUGCGGGUGGCUGUGGCCGGCUGCUGUCAUGGCGAACUGGACAAGAUCUACGAGACCCUGGCCCUGGCGGAGCGGCGCGGCCCGGGACCGGUGGAUGUCCUUCUGUGCUGCGGCGACUUCCAAGCGGUGCGCAAUGAGGCCGACCUGCGCUGCAUGGCGGUGCCGCCCAAGUACCGUCACAUGCAGACCUUCUACAGAUACUACUCUGGAGAGAAAAAGGCCCCAGUUCUCACAAUCUUCAUCGGAGGAAACCAUGAAGCCUCAAACCAUUUGCAAGAGUUACCCUAUGGUGGCUGGGUAGCACCAAAUAUUUACUAUUUAGGUUUGGCUGGUGUAGUAAAAUACCGAGGUGUAAGGAUUGGUGGGAUCUCUGGCAUCUUCAAAUCUCAUGACUACCGAAAAGGUCAUUUUGAGUGCCCCCCUUAUAAUUCAUCUACCAUAAGGAGUAUAUAUCAUGUGAGAAAUAUAGAGGUCUACAAACUGAAACAGUUGAAGCAGCCUGUAGAUAUAUUCUUAUCUCAUGACUGGCCAAGAAGUAUAUAUCAUUAUGGAAAUAAGAAGCAGCUUCUUAAGACCAAAUCUUUUUUUCGCCAAGAAGUGGAAAACAACACUCUAGGGAGUCCUGCUGCCUCGGAGCUGUUGGAGCACCUAAAGCCCGCAUACUGGUUUUCUGCACAUCUUCAUGUGAAAUUUGCAGCCUUGAUGCGGCAUCAGGCCACAGAUAAAGAACAAGCAGGCAAAGAAACCAAGUUUUUAGCCUUGGACAAAUGCUUACCACACAGAGACUUUCUUCAGGUGUUAGAAAUAGAACAUGAUCCCAGUGCUCCUGAGUACUUAGAGUAUGAUAUUGAAUGGCUUACUGUUCUCAGGGCCACUGAUGACCUGAUUAAUGUGACCGGGAACCUAUGGAAUAUGCCUGAAAACAAUGGUCUGCAUACAAGGUGGGAUCAUAGUGCGACUGAAGAAGCUAUGAAGGAAGUAAUGGAAAAAUUGAACCAUGACCCUAAAGUUCCCUGUAACUUCAGUAUGACAGCAGCUUGUUACGAUCCGAGCAAGCCACAGUCGCAAGUGCAGCUGGUUCACAGGAUCAAUCCGCAGACUACUGAAUUUUGUGCCCAGCUUGGCAUCACAGACAUUAAUGUCAUGCUUCAGAAGGACAAGGAAGAGCAACAUCUGUGUGGAGAAUAUGAAGAGCAGGGUGAUGUGGGGACUGAUGAGUCUGAAGAAGACCGGAGUGAGUACAGCACAGAUGCAUCUGCUCUGUCCUCCUUCAAUCCGGAUGAAAUAAUGCUGGAUGAGGAGGAGGAGGAGGAGGGUCCUCUUGGUGACGUGACCACACCCUCUGUAGAACCUUCUUCCCAUCAAGCUUCUGACCUCUCCACAAGCUUUUCUGACGUCAGGAACUUGCCAAGCUCCAUGUUUGUGUCUUCUGAUGAUGCAUCCCGUUCUCCGACUGGUGGGGAGGGAAAUCCUGGUGAGACUGUGCAGUCGGAGGAUGAAAAGUCCUUGACUGACUUUCCGCUGAAGAGGCUGAGUAAUGAACAUGAGCCUGAGCAAAGAAAGAAAAUUAAGAGGCGGAAUCAAGCCAUCUAUGCUGCCGUAGAUGAUGGUGAUAAUGAUGAAUAAGACAGGGACUUGCCUUAGUGAUGUUUGUAGUAUGUGAUUUCAACACCCUUAUUUUUAGGGUUGAAUUUUUGAUAAAUUACUGGGCUUUGUAAUAAUGAAGUGAUGGAAUUUUGGUUAUAUAUAACUUUGUUUUUAGGAUUAUGUUUGUAUGUUUCAGAUAUAAACUUAUUAAAAUUUCAUAUGAAAUUUGAUGACCAUGAUUUGAAGACAUUCACUUCCACUUUGUUGGAACUUAACUACAUUUGAACUCUAGAAACACUGUUCUCUAGGAAGGGACUGUGAAGAUAAAUGAAAACAGGAAGCUUGUAAAUGUUUUGAUGCAUAAAGUGCCACCUAAUUGCUGAAAUUAAUAUCCUGUUGGCUUUUGCAUAUUAUAUUUUAGCCUAAAUUUUUAUGUAACCGUGGUAGCUAUAUUCAGGUUACCUUGACAGAGUGCAGUUUAGUAUUACCAACAGAAUUGUCUAGAUGCCCUCUCUCUUGCUGCGUGAUAGACUGACAGGGGUAAAGUGUUGUCGAGGGUCCAUGUGGAACAUACACCUCUCUCAUCUCUAGUUGCAAUAGAUGGACUGCCUGAGGCCAUUGCCUCUGGGCUUGGGAACAGACUCAUGGAUCCAAGAGUCUCAUUCUCAUCCCUCUGCAGUCCAAACCCAGGGAAAUCCUGAAGUGGCCGGCUUCCAUCCUGGCAGCAUUUGACAUUGCCAUAAGCUUUGGGACUUUGAAGCUUUUGUGUUUGUUUUCUUCCAUUUAUUCAUUUAAAAAGUUAUUUUCUUGUUUACAAUAGGUAUUUGAAACUGAAUUUACCCCACUAGUUUGAAUUCCACAAAUUCAAAUCAUAGUUUUCUCCAGAAAAGUCUUUUUAACAAGAAAAAGAGGGGUUGGGGAGAUGACUCAGAGGUUAAGAGCAUUGCUUGCUCUUCCAAAGGUCCUGAGUUCAAUUCCCAGCAACCACAUGGUGGCUCACAACCAUCUGUAAUGAGGUCUGGUGCCCUCU